GCUGCCAUGGACGCGCUAUGCCGGGCCGAACCCCGGCCCCGCCGACCCGCAGCCGCGUCUCCGCUGCCUUGGUCCCGCUUCUCCGCAUGGUUGGAUUGCGUCUGCGUGGUCACUUUCGAUCUGGAGCUGGGCCAGGCCAUGGAGUUGGUGUAUCCUUAUGACUUCAGAUUAACAGAGAAAGAGAAGACCAGUAUCUGCUACUUGUCCUUCCCUGACUCCUACUCAGGUGGCCUUGGGGACACUCAGUUCAGCUUCCGCCUGCGCCAGUCUGGAGGGCAGAGGAGCACUCACUAUGAGGACGAUGGCGAGUACAACAGAGAAGCACCCCUCACACUGCAGAGGGAGUCGGCGCAUUACUUUGGUUACGUAUACUUCAGGCAAGUCAAGGACAGCUCGAUGAAGAGAGGUUAUUUUCAGAAGUCUCUGGUGCUGGUGUCACACCUUCCGUAUGUGAACUUGUUCCAGUCGUUGCUGCAGCUGAUUGCUCCGGAGUACUUUGAUAAACUGGAGCCGUGCCUGGAGGCAGUGUGCAAUGAGAUCGACCAGUGGCCGCCUCCGGUGCCGGGACAGACGCUGAACCUCCCAGUGAUGGGGGUUGUCAUUCAGGUGAGAAUCCCAUCCAGGGUGGAUAAGCCAGGAUCAAGCCCAGUGAAGCAGUUCAAUCAAGAGAAUCUCUUACCAGCCCCACUGGUUCUCCCAAGUGUUCAUGAACUGGAUCUCUUCAGGUGUUUCCAGCCAGUGCUGAUUCACGUCCAGAUGUUAUGGGAGCUGAUGCUGCUGGGGGAGCCAAUUGUGGUGAUGGCACCAUCCCCUACAGUUUCUUCUGAAAUGGUUCUGGCUCUCACCAGCUGCCUGGCUCCCUUGAGGUACUGCUGCGACUACCGCCCCUAUUUCACGAUCCAUGACAGUGAAUUUAAGGAAUACACCACCAGGACACAAGCCCCGCCAAACAUUGUUGUGGGAGUCACGAACCCUUUCUUUAUCAAAACACUCCAGCACUGGCCACACAUCCUUCGGGUUGGGGAGCUCAAAAUGUCAGGUGACCUGCCCAAGCAAGUCAAGGUGAAGAAGCUAACUAAACUAAAAACCCUAGACACAAAACCAGGAAUCUACACUUCUUACAAAACGUUUCUUCACAAAGACAAAACUCUGAUAAAAAGAUUGUUAAAGGGCAUCCAGCGGAAACGCCCGUCUGAAGUGCAGAGUGCCCUUCUGAGGAGGCACCUCCUGGAGCUCACCCAGAGCUUCAUUAUUCCCCUGGAGCACUAUAUUGCAAGUCUGAUGCCUCUGCAGAGGGCCAUUACUCCGUGGAAAAAUCCCCCACAGAUUCGUCCUUUCCGACAAGAUGAUUUCAUGAAGACCCUGGAGCACGCUGGCCCCCAGCUUACCUGUGUCCUUAAGGGUGACUGGUUGGGUCUCUACAGGCGUUUCUUCAGGUCUCCCAACUUUGAUGGCUGGUACCGUCAGAGGCACAAGGAAAUGACCCAGAAGCUGGAAGCCCUUCACUUGGAGGCCAUCUGUGAAGCGAACAUCGUGGCAUGGAUGAAGGACAAGUCAGAGGUGGAGAUCGUAGACCUGGUGCUAAAACUCCGUGAGAAGCUGGUGAGAGCCAGGUGCCAGCACCUCCCCGUAAAGGAGGAGACCCUGCGGCGUGUGGGCCUUUACAUUGAGACCAUCAUUGACUCCUUGCCUGAAGAUCUGCAGGCCGUGCUGCACCACCACUGAGUGCCCUGAGGAGCUGUUGCAGAAAGAAGGGCCCUCCCAUGCUGAGAGCAGCAGCUGCGGUCACGCUUGGAAAGAAAACUUCUUCCCUGAUCCAGCCUCUGUGGCCCUGCCAGGACCUUCCUCAGGAGCGUGUUUGAUUUCUGAGCUCACGGAUCAGAACUGGAGCAGAAAUGGGAAACCACGUGUGCUGUUCUGCCUCGUCCUGCUGCAAGGAGCUGGAUUUAGGGGCCCGUAAAUGAAAAACAGUUUCCGUGGCGUGGCUGCUAAUAGGUCAGAAAACGGCAGCCAGGCUUUCAGCAGCAUGCGAUAGGCUGUGCAAAACAUGUUUUGCCCAUAUAUACACAUAUCCAUCUUUGUCUAGUGCUUGGGCUCUCAAAAUUUCAGUGCCGUCAUCCUGCCUGGAAGAAGUGGGAUCAGCGCUGUGUGGGGGAGUUGUUUUCAGGACGGCUCCUGCUGGUGAUGAGAGGGAUGCUGGGGGGAAAAGAAGUGUUGCUGCCCAUUCAACAGCCUGACUCAUAGCAGCGAGAGCUUCAGCUGUGAUGGGAGUGGGAGGCUGAAUUGCUGGACAUGGAACGUUGUUUUUUCUUCAAGGCGAAGAGAAAGAGAGAGGAAAAAAAAUGGGGCUGGUGCAUCUGCAAGGAGCAGAGCUCUCCGGAGAGGGCAGGUGUGCACUGUGUGAAUGGCAUCAGCUGGCACAGCCCUGCAGAGAGGAGCUGGUCUCCAACUGGAAUUUAUUCUGCUUGGAAAAAUCGAGUAUGGUAACAUGUAGAGUUGGAGCUGUGCCUUGGGCAGCAAGGUAUGUCUUAACACGGUCAGCCCGCUUGCUGACCUAAAACACGGUGCAGGAUCUGAUUCGGGCAGUCUCACGAUUGCUGCCACUGCAUUCCACCAUCUGCCACUUUAUCCAGCGCCCUGGUGUGCCUGCAGAACGUUUUUCAGGAUGGGCUGGGCAGCCUGAUGCACUCCUUCCCACCCCAGGAGCAGAGGUGAGCGCUCACACCGUGCAGAGCUGCUGCAGCUCUCUGUUGGCAGUGCUGAGCACUCGCGUGGAGCGAGCUGCCUCCUUCUUCAACCUCAGCCCAGAGAGUUGGGGCGAUCUCAGCAAGUGGUGGAGGUUCUGUGGGACAGCACAGAGGGGAAUAUGGCUGCUCUUCCUGCUGCCUUCAGCCUGGAAGGAGCAAAGCCUUGGCCGUGCUGCCCCCCGUAGCAUUUUGUGCCACGUUCCUUAGCAGCAGCCCUCCCUGUACAGUGUAUAUUGUGUACAUAGUUUGUGCGUGUGUUGCUGCUGUGAUAGCUCUGCAGUGACUGUGGUGGACUGAAGCACUGAUGUAUAGUAGAAAAUAAUAGUUUAAAAAAGAAUUGA
Lagopus leucura (white-tailed ptarmigan) is the source of this 3088-nucleotide messenger RNA. It is a transcript of the gene DENND6B, whose product is annotated as DENN domain containing 6B. The transcript has 20 exons. The coding region runs from base 7 to 1725 and encodes 572 amino acids. Lineage: Eukaryota; Metazoa; Chordata; Aves; Galliformes; Phasianidae. The record is from RefSeq and is a predicted model, not a curated record. Gene Ontology annotation, cellular component: recycling endosome. Gene Ontology annotation, molecular function: guanyl-nucleotide exchange factor activity.